CCGCCGCCCGCUCCGCCAGGGCUGCCAACCACCGUCGCCAGCGCGCUCUGCCCCACGGAGGGAAAUUCCGGCCCUACGACCUGGAGGGCGUCACGCAGGCCCUGCGGCAGCAGCAGCAAUUCCAGCAGCAGCAGCAGUCGGGGGCGGCGGCUAACAGCCACCACCACCUACCGCCCCCGAAACUGCCCCCGCCGUCCCCGCAACAAUUGUACCAGUCACAGUCGCAGGUACACCUAAUGGGGCACGCCGUGCAGGAGCAGCUGCAGCAGCAGGCGGACAACCUCCUGCAGCCACCGCAGCAGCAGCAGCAGGCCGAGCUGCAGAACCAGAACGUUCACCACCCAAAGUUCCCCAUCACGAAUGGGUCGCUGUUUACCAGCCUGGACGGCCACAUCCCCAUCGUGCACAACUACCGACGGCGGCGUGACAUGCAGAUGGGCACGACCUACGUGCCGGUGCACUCCAACCAGCCCGUCAUCGUGCACAACGGGGGCUUCUUCCGCGCGCAGGGCCCGUCCGUUCCCGACGAAGGCACUCUGCACUCGCCACCCCUGCCGCACCAGCACUUCGCCGCCCCCACCAUUGGUUCAGUUGUUAUUUGUAUGAGUGUUCAUCAGUAA
Molecule: messenger RNA, 620 nt
Organism: Thrips palmi
Lineage: Eukaryota; Metazoa; Arthropoda; Insecta; Thysanoptera; Thripidae
Exons: 4
Coding region: 237-620 (127 amino acids)
Source: RefSeq, a predicted model, not a curated record